UUGUGCGUUGCUCGACGCUGAGGCUGGUGUUACACUAAUAAUCUUCCCCCUCGGUGUAGCCGGCUGCUCUCGGACAUGGCCGCGGCGGUUUGCAGCAGGUUUCUGCUGCAGAAGUCCUCGCAGGGCUUUCUGUUCUCCUUCAGGGCAGCGCCCGCUUUCUCCAGUCCGUUUUUGUCUCGUGCGUAUCGGUUAGAGCCUGGAGAUGACGACUUUUACCAGCGCACCUCGGUGUCCAUCAUGAAGAAGGAAGCCGACAGCGGCAUCCUGAUCCACAGCUACGGCCCAGCGGGAUUCAACGUGGAUGGGAACCGCGUGUUUGGACCCUGCGCUCUUCUGCCUCCCGCCAUCCUGCAGUGGAAUGUUGGAAGUCACGCAGACAUCACAGAAGAAAGUAUUUCCCUCUUCCACAUGCUUGAGCCUCCAAUAGAGAUCCUGGUGCUGGGGACGGGCUCCAAGCUUCAGCGGAUCCACCCGUCUGUGCUGGCUCUGCUGAAGCGUAAAGGCAUUGCCGUGGAGGUGCAGGACACGCCGAAUGCCUGUGCGACCUUCAACUUCCUGACCAGUGAGAGGAGGCUGGUGGCUGCUGGUCUGAUUCCUCCGUCUCCCAGCACGGCUCUGGAGCUCAAUCCGUCCUGAGAGAUGGAAUUUGGUGUGAAGUGUCACCUUCCUCAUAUAUAUGUAUAGUUAUUUGUCUGAUAAAGUACAUUAUUCUCAGUAAAUACCUGCAAUGAAACAAGUUUUUAAUGGAUUUUUAUGCUGUUAAAUGUGUAAAUACGUUCUAGCAUGUGUGGAGGUGAAGUGUGGCGGCUGUCCUGGAUCUGAAUAAAUCCUCUUUACUCGA
Oryzias melastigma (Indian medaka) is the source of this 841-nucleotide messenger RNA. It is a transcript of the gene ndufaf3, whose product is annotated as NADH:ubiquinone oxidoreductase complex assembly factor. The coding region runs from base 76 to 636 and encodes 186 amino acids. Gene Ontology annotation, cellular component: mitochondrial inner membrane. The transcript has 5 exons. Gene Ontology annotation, biological process: mitochondrial respiratory chain complex I assembly. The record is from RefSeq and is a predicted model, not a curated record. NCBI's taxonomy places the organism in Eukaryota, Metazoa, Chordata, Actinopteri, Beloniformes, Adrianichthyidae.